This is a messenger RNA of Trichomonas vaginalis G3, 1020 nucleotides long. RefSeq names its product pre-mRNA 3'-splice site binding. Gene Ontology annotation, cellular component: U2AF complex; spliceosomal complex. The record is from RefSeq and is a predicted model, not a curated record. Gene Ontology annotation, molecular function: metal ion binding; pre-mRNA 3'-splice site binding. The transcript has a single exon. Gene Ontology annotation, biological process: mRNA splicing, via spliceosome. Bases 1 to 1020 code for a protein of 339 amino acids. Lineage: Eukaryota; Parabasalia; Trichomonadida; Trichomonadidae.
AUGCAUGGAGAAAUCUGUUCAAGGAUGCACAUCAAGCCACAAGUUUCAAAUACAUUACUUUUAGCAAAUUUCUACCAAAAUCCAUAUCAUUUUAUGUCAUUACUUCCACCAGACACAUUAAUAAUCGAAAAUGAAACAAUUCGCAAUAAUUUUGAUGAAUUUUACCUUGAUGUUUACGAAGAACUUCGAACAUUUGGUCCUAUUUCAGAAUUUGUUGUAUCAGGUAAUCUCUGCGAGCAUUUACUCGGAAAUGUUUUAGUUAUGUAUGAAAAUUUAGAAAACGCACUUACAGCUUACAAUAAUUUACGAGGAAGGUACUAUGGCGGCCGCCCGAUUGAUGUUCAGUUUUCUCCUGUUGUCAACUUUAAUGUUGCUGUUUGCCGCCAGUUUAAAGAAGGUAAAUGUCCUCAUAAUGAAAAAUGCAAUUUUAUACAUCCGAUAAUACCUUCAGACAACAUUCUAGAGUUGUGUCCAGUUUCACAUGUUAUGGGACACAGUUCUUUGUCUUUAGAAGAUUUACAACCAAUCCAAAAUACAAACACAAGAAGUCGCGAUAGAGACAGAGACAGGGAUAGAGAACGUGAUAGAGAUAGAGACAAUUACAGAGAAAGAGAUCGCAAUAGAUAUCGUGAUUUUGAAAGAGAAAAUGAAAGGGAUCCAUACCAAAGAAACAGAAAUUAUAAUUACGAUAGAAAUCCAAGAUACAGUGAUCAAGUUCCUCCACGAAGAUACCAAGAAAACGUGAUAAGAGACUAUCCACCACCUGAAUCUACUGCUUAUCGACCAGAUUUACUACUUCCUGGCCAAGGAAUAUACGAGUAUCCGCAACCUGACGAGUAUCAACCAAAUAGAAGAAGAUAUCCAUCUCCAGAACAAGCUGCUCCACCUCCAUAUUAUAAUCGUUACAAUCCGGACAGAGGUUAUGACAGAAAUCCUGAUAGAAAUGAUUAUUACAGGAAUCCAAAUAGAAAUUAUAAUGAUAGAGGUUAUAAUCGUGGCCCAAGACGUGAUUCCUACUAA